UAAUUAUCGAAAAAUGAAUACUUUUGGCAUUUUGUCUACAUUCGACCACAACGUGCAGGAACGGAAGUCGUAUAAGGGUAGAAUUACGCAAUGGUUUAUUGCAAACGACAUCGUCCCGAAGAAUGAUGCAGCUGGAGCCAAGAGGAGGGCGAUCCUGCUCAGUGCACUCAGUGACGGUACUUAUAAGUUGGCAGCGGAUCUGGCACUGCCAAAGGACAUCCAAAAAGUACCGUAUGACGAUAUAGUGCAGUUACUGGACGAACAUUUUCUGCCAAAUAUAUGUGGCUUCAGCGAGCGCUAUAACUUUUACGCGGCUGUGCAGCAACCGGGCGAGACAUAUACGCAAUGGGCGUCAAGGCUACGAGGAUUUACUGCACAUUGCAAAUUUAGUAAUGUCGAGGAGGCGUUACGAGACCGCUUUGUAAUGGGUAUGACAGCAGGCAACCAACGAGAGAAGCUGUUCGCGCAGGACAUCAACAAGCUGACUUUGGCCAAGGCGGUGGAGCUGGCGGAGAGCGUGCGGUCACAAAUACGACUGUUCAGAGCUAUACAACAGAAUGGGCAGCAGACGCCGGUAUUCAAGAUCGCUAAACAAGGAAAUAGUGCUAAAACCAAUAGUGUCGCUAAAAAUAAGUGUACAGUGUGCGGUCGUAAUAAUCAUGAGUCAUCCCAAUGUCGAUUUGCAAACUAUAAAUGCAAUAAGUGUAACACCAAGGGUUAUUUGCGAAAAAUGUGUAAAAGGGUUAAUUACGUGUGUGGUGAUGUGAGCGAGGACGGUGGUGACGAUGGUAUGUCAUUGUUAAAUAUACGCUCUGCCCAAGACUGAAACGGUUACGAUUUACGGGAAAAAUGUGCAAUUUCAAAUAGAUAGUGGAUCAGCUGUGACAGUUAUAUCCGAGGGUACUUAUAAAAACAUGUUCAGUAAUAUUUCGUUACUAGAUUCAAAGAAAAGAUUUUUUAGCUACACCGGCAAUAUUAUGGAAUGCGUAGGGUACGUAAACAUGCCAGUGACGUACCUGUGACACACUCACUCGUUGGACAUAUACGUCAUUCGCAAUGGCGGACCACCGUUAUUAGGCAGAGAUUUUAUAUCAAGAUUUAAACUUAAGUUGAUGCCUUGUAAUUUUCUUAAGGGUGAAUACAGUAUGGUGGAGGAAUUGUUGAUGUGACGUAGACC
Molecule: messenger RNA, 1177 nt
Organism: Spodoptera frugiperda (fall armyworm)
Lineage: Eukaryota; Metazoa; Arthropoda; Insecta; Lepidoptera; Noctuidae
Exons: 2
Coding region: 14-826 (270 amino acids)
Source: RefSeq, a predicted model, not a curated record